Messenger RNA from Closterium sp. Naga37s-1, 1800 nucleotides. The record is from the annotation of a GenBank genome assembly. NCBI's taxonomy places the organism in Eukaryota, Viridiplantae, Streptophyta, Zygnematophyceae, Desmidiales, Closteriaceae.
AUGUGCGCGUUCGGCACCUCCAUCCAUCCAUCCAACUCCACUCAGGCUGGGGGACGAGGCGGGGACUUGAGGACUUGGAAAAACUCCAAGCAGAGUUGCGGUCCUUUUGGACUUGGGGGCACCCGCGCGCUCGGGGGAAAGGGGGAACGCUCUAGCACUUGCGAGGAAGGGGAGAGGGGCUUCCGGAUGGACCCACCGACCCGCGUUAUCCGCUGCUUAUUCCAACUUCAGAAAUUAGGCGGCGCCUCUAAUUUGUUCUUCGAUCGCGGGCAAACGGAGGAGUAUGCAGGCAAUCCCAUCCCGAUGACGCCGCAUCAGAUGGCGUUGCUUCUUGAAGAAAUCGCUAAGCUCGACACGGAGAGAUUGAUUCUUGAACCGGGCGUCAUGCUAGCCGAUACGGGCACUGUUCUUAAUCUUAAUCUGAUCCGACAAAAGGCCCUCAGUCCCGCCUACACGCUACCAGAAAUGCUAAUGGAUCUAAAUUCCAUCUGCGAGCCUUUUCUAAAUCAGAGCCCGAGCCACGCGCAAUACGCCAAAGGCUUUCUCGAAAACGCAAACGAGGCAAUUGUUAUUGCGGUCAGAGACGCCCAGGUAAGCUCGGCCGGCUACCCGGCAGAUGGAACGGUCCCCGUCGCGAACGGCGACCCGAACCAACAGCAAGGCCACGUGCAAUACGCUCAGCCGGGACAACAAGAUCCGCAGCAGCAGUAUCAGCAGCAGCCGCAAUACCAGCAGCAGCCGCCGCAGUAUCAACAACAACCGCAGCAAUACCAGCAGCAGCAGCAGCAGCAGCCGCAGUAUCAACAGCAGUAUCAACAACAACCGAUGCCGCCGCAGCAGCAGCAGUACCAGCAGCAACCCCCGCCGCCGCAGCAGCAACAGUACGUACAGCAGGACGGAAGUAUGUACGCUCCACCGAACGGAAUGGUGAAUCAGCAAAACGGACAGGGAAUGAACGGGACGGCCGGCAACUCUUGGGUGAUGCAAGUCGUCGGAGAAGACGGUAACGGUCAGAUGCAGCCGGGCGGCGUGAUGCAGAAUCAGCACCAGCAGCAGCAGAUGCCACAUCAGCAUCAACAGCAAGCGGGUUACCACCACCAGCAAAACGGCAUGGUGCAGCAAGGGGGGCAGAUGGUGGGUUACCAGCAGCAGCACCCGCAGCACCAGCACCAGCCGCCCCACCACGGGGGAAUGCCCGGCGGCCCCCCCAUGCCUAACGGUCCGGGUGGAAUGCCCGAAGCUGUCGGCGACUCGUCGUUCGUCGGUAAGAAACGGCAGCGGAUGGAUAAACCCGGCGGACCCGGCGCCCCGGGCGCGCCGCCGAUGAAGGCCGCGUCGGGCGCGCCUCGGUCGCGCGUGGAGGGGCGGCGGUGCGAGGUGUGCGCGGUGAUUAAAAAGGCCGGGUGCGGCACGGAAAACGCGCACUUUAGGUGUCUGAAGCGGAAGCUUCCGGAAGGCGCGCAGGAGCUAGAGCGGAGAGUGGGAGAGCUGGUAGAUGUGGGGAAAGAGGAGCGGGUGACGGUGUGGAAUCCCAAGGAGGGGAGGAAGCUGAGCGGGCAGGCUGCUCCUAUGCUGAAGAACCUGGUCGGGUGGCUGGCGAGUCAUCCUGGGUGGGAGGCCCAUCCGCGAGGAUCCAGCCCUGUUGCAAGAAAGGUUACAAACAACGGAUCAUCAGCCCCUCCCGCGCAAGCCCCAGCAGGUCAUCACCUUGCUCCUGCCCCCGCUCCUCCUGCUUCCGUGCCCGUGCACGUGCCCAUGCCUGUGCCUGUUUCCCAAGACCCCAUCCCCUCGCGAACAUGA